GCGUGCGUGCGGGAUGGGCGGCUGGCCGGCGCUGGGCUUCGUGGCGUGGGCGGCGCUGGGGGCGGCGGCGGCGCUGGGCCUCUUCGCCCGCGGCUUCCUGCUGUCGCGGGUGGAGCUGGGCGAGCGCAGCGGCUGCCGGAGCCCGCCGGGCCCGCCGCUCCCUCCCUGGCCGCCUUCUUCCGGGGGGCCCGGCUGCUGGCUGCCGCGGCGCUUCGAGCGGGCCGUGCUGGUCCUGAUCGACGCGCUGCGCUUCGACUUCGCCCGCCCGCCCCGGGACCCCGCCGCGCCGAGGCCGCCCUUCCGCGGCCGCCUGCCGGUGCUGGAGCGCCUGUCCGGGGCCGGCGGGCGGCUGUUCCGCUUCCGCGCCGACGCGCCCACCACCACCUUGCAGCGCCUGAAGGGCCUGGCCACCGGCUCCCUGCCCACCUUCGUCGACGCCGGCAGCAACUUCGCCUCCUACGCCAUCCGCGAGGACAACCUGCUGGCCCAGCUGGCCCAGAACGGCAAGAGGGUGGUCUUCAUGGGCGACGACACGUGGGACGGGCUCUUCCCCGGCGCCUUCACCCAGGCCCACUUCUUCCCUUCCUUCAACGUGAAGGACCUGCACACUGUGGACGACGGCAUCUUGCGCCACCUGGAGCCCACAGUGGAUGCUGGAGAGUGGGACGUGCUGAUCGCUCACUUCUUGGGCGUGGAUCACUGCGGCCAUAAACAUGGGCCCGAUCACCCGGAAAUGGCCAAGAAGCUCUCCCAGAUGGACGCCAUGCUCAGGUCUUUGGUUGACCACCUGGCGAAUGACACACUGCUCAUUGUGGCAGGGGACCACGGCAUGACGAGCACCGGGGACCACGGGGGAGACAGCGAGGAGGAGGUCGGCGCAGCCCUUUUUCUCUAUAGCAAAGCCCCGCUGUUCCAGAACCCUCCCCCUGAGGAGCCAGAGACCGUCCCACAGGUGAACCUGGUUCCCACGCUGGCCUUGCUCCUGGGCGUGCCGAUUCCUUACAGCAACAUUGGAGAGGUGAUGGCAGAGCUCUUUGCAGUGGAGGGGGAUGCCGUCUCCUCAGGCCUGGCCCAGCUGGCUGCGUACAGCAUCAAUGCCCGACAGGUGAACCGCUUCCUGCAGUCCUACUCUCUGGCUGCUCAGGACCUCUCGGCAGAGAAGCUGCAACGUCUCCAGGAGCAGUUUUCCUCUGCUGUGGAGGACUACGGGAGGCUCCUGGCCCAGGCUGGCCGUCCGGCACUGUCAGAGAUGGAGGACCUGCAGGGCCGCUUCAGGCAAUACCUGCGAGGGGCCCGGGCCGUGUGCGAGGAGUCCUGGGCCCGCUUCCAGCCGGCCUGCAUGGUGGCCGGCUGCGCCCUCCUGGCCUCGUCCUGCCUGCUGUGCUGCGUGGCCUCCCACGUGGCCUCUACCUUCAGCUUCUCCUAUCGGCAUCUCCUCGUCUACCCGCUGCUCUGGGGGCUGGCGGGGGCGUCUGUGCUGGGCCUGGCUCACCUCUGGGGCUGGGCUGAAGCAGACUUCAUCUUGGUGUCUUCGUGGGGGGCAGCAGCGUCCCAGUGCGGGUUCUUCUGGCAUUGCUGGGCCAGGCGGCCCUGGAGGUGCCGCUUGGCUGGUGCCCGUCCCGUAUCCAGAGGCGCUGGCCUGGCGCAGAGGCUGUGGGCGUGGGCGGGCCUGGCUCUCCCCUUCAGCAUCCUCCUGAUUCGCUGCGGAGCAAUGUUCUCUGACAGUUUUGUGAUGGCCGAGGCCCACGUGGCACCUUUCCUGCUCAUUUCCGUGGCGUUGCUUCUGGUCGGGCGGCUCCACUGGGAAGGCCGGCUGGAGGACUCGCCUCUGUCCCGGCGGCUGCUCGGCAUGCAGGGCGUCACCCUCGCCUGCGCACGGCUUUCGGGGCUCUUCCGGCAGUGCCGUGAGGAAACCCCCCACUGCCGCUCCUCGACCCUCGUGGCCCCGCUGUCCCGUCUGCAGGACCCGCAAGCCAAGAACUUCUAUUACGUGCUCUGUUUGGCCGUGCUGGUGGGUCUGACGUGGGGGGCGCGUGCCUGGCUACGCCACUACGGCAACCUGAACAGCCCCAGCGCCCCGGUGCUCUUCGUGCGCUGGGGGUUUCCCCUGCUGGCCGUCUGCAUCGGCGGCUACUGGGCCAUGACCUCCGGGGCCGAGGAGGCCUUGGUCAAAGCCCACGCGUGGGCGCAGCUGGCGCUGGAGGCCUUUCCGUGGAGCGUCUUUGUCCUGGUGGCGGCUGGCCUGGUGCUGGUGCUUUGGGACCCCGUCAUGGUCUUUGUGAAGGACGGCCGGGAGGCGGCCACGACGGGCAGGCCCAUCCCGCUCCCUAGCUCUCAGGAGGAGCUGCAGCAGGUCAUCCCGCAGCUCUACCACCGCAUGCAGCAGUCCCUGAAGAGCCGGCUGGACCGGGCCAAGACUGGCGGCAGGGCUGCCGUGGCCGCCUACGGGCUGGGCAGCGUCUACUCGGCCGCCCUGCUCACCUGCCUGGCCCUGCUGGGCUUCCUGCUGCUGACGCUGCACAGCGAGCGGCUGAGCCUGGCCUUCCUGCUGCUCUUCCUCGAGGCCUUCGCCUUACUGGGGAUGCGCUCCUGUGCCGUGGCCAUGACCCCGCAGGCUGAUCCCUUCACGGUGCCCUGGGAAGCCCUCGUCGGCUGGGCUCUUGCCGCUGCCCAGUUCUUCUAUGCCACCGGCCACCAGCCCGUCUUCCCUGCCAUCCACUGGAACGCGGCCUUUGUCGGGUUCCAGCAGGGGCACAGCAGCAACCUGAUACCUGCUCUCCUGGUCGGGGCCAACACCUUUGCCUCCCACAUCCUCUUUGCGUUUGGCUGCCCUCUGCUGCUGCUGUGGCCCUUUGUCUGCGAGAAGCCCGGCCCCCAGAGCGGGACCCCGGAGAGCGGGGCAGAAGAUGACCGCGAAGAACGGCUGAUGGAGAUGAGGCUGCGGGAAGCCCCCGAGCGGUUUUCUGUGGCGCUCCUGCAGUUGGGGCUGAAGUACCUGCUUGUUCUGGGGCUUCAGAUGCUGGCGUGUGUCCUGGCAGCCAUGAUCCUCAGGAGGCACCUCAUGGUGUGGAAGGUGUUUGCCCCAAAGUUCCUCUUUGAGGCUCUGGGCUUCAUGGUGAGCAGCCUCUUCCUCCUGCUGGGCAUCGGCCUGGUGCUGCGCGUGGACUGGGCGGUCAGCCGGUGGUUCAAGCAGGUCAUCCUUGCUCAGUCCAGGUAGCGUGAGGAGGACAGAGGCCCCGUCGAGGGGCCCCGGAAAGCUUCAGAGGAUCCCCGAUCACUCCGGAGCAAGGACUCGGCCGGCUGCGUGACGUUGACCAGGAAGGAGCUCAGUUGCCGGGGCAGCUCGCUGGACUUGGGCUCCCCGUGGCGAGUGGGCCAGCUGUGAGUCUGGACCACGGCUCCCCUCCUGGGCUUCAUCUCUGCUUUGCAGGGGGAACCAUCAGACACUCCGGAGCGGCCUCGUGACCUCAUGUGCUGCUUCCGUUCUAUGGGAAUCACUGUGAAACGGCCCUUUGUGUUGCUCCGGCAGGCAGGAAGUGUUUCUGCGGUGGGUGAAGAAAUACAGGCGUCCACACAGAUCGCUCUGAUCUCUCUCUCUGCACUGCUGCGGUGCCAAUUCUUGGGCAUCUGCUGCAUCCAGCCAACGACUGCCUCAGGCUCCUUUGUGAGGUGGGGGCCUGGAGACGCCAGUGGCUGGUGGGGCAGGAGGUUGGCUGGAUGAUUUGUGUAUCUGUCAGAAAAAGUCGGGCCGGAGUCAGCCAGGCAACAGGUAAGAUCGCUGCUCUCUCACCUGCCGACCUGUGAACUCUGCUGUCAAGAAGCCCCCCCCCCCCCCCCAACAAAACAAAAACAAAAUCUUGCUUGACUUGGUCUUUGGGUGCUAAGAACAGAUCGAAUUCCUGAGAGUCGUUUUGGGUGAGCUGCUGUGUUGAUGUGCAGACGUGUUUUUCUCUCUAUGCAAUGCUAGUGAGAGACCUGGGUGAAAAGAAGCAAGGCCCUGCUGCUUCCGAGGGGUGCGGGGGGAAGCUAGUCCGGGGGCAUUGGCUGCUUUUGCCUUGCUUUGCAAAAAAAAAAUAUGGUGCCUUGACAUUCCUGGUGCUGAGCUGGAACUUCUUUGGAGCCCUGGAAGCUGGGGGGUGGGUGGGUGGGUGGGCAGGAUGCAGCACGAUGGAUCUUUGGGCAGACCUCCGUGCCCCCUGCAUGGCUGCCCCUGGCAAUUCCUCUUUGUCGAUCUGUCCUAAAUGAUACUGAGAGCCAUCCCCUUAUACGAGCUUUGAACUUUGUGGUGUUUUGUGAGGUUUCCGGGCUGUACGGCCAUGUUCCAGUAGCAUUUUCUCCCGACAUUUUGCCUGCAUCUGUGGCUGGCAUCUUCAGAGGAAAAUGCUAUCGGAACACGGCCAUACAGCCCGGAAACCCCACAACACCUCAGUGAUUCCGGCCGUGAAAGCCUUCGACAAUACAUCUGAACUUAGUGUUGAUCUGUUUUAAUUUUUGGAGAACUCGAAGGAUUGCUUUCUGGGGCCAUCCUAUCUGUUACUCCUUGGAAAAAAGCAAGCGCUCUCCUGGGGUGGUGGGAUCUGGAGUAGAUGUCUUGUGGCCUGAUUGUUCUUCAAGAGCUGGUGUGGGGAACAGCUGAAGCAAAGACAUUCGGGAGUUCUCGUAUUCAAAUGUUGCUUCAUAUUCAAAAGUCACACGAGCCACUCUCUCCCCCUCGGCAUUAUGAGGGAUAAUCCUGGCCUUCCUUGUAAGGUGGUUGUAAGGGUGGCCGCAUAAUCAAUGCAAAUACUUUGAACACUUGAAAGGGAUACCUCGAUGCCAAGUAUGGUGAAAACUGUUGUUUUUUGCUAGUGAACAAUCACCUUUCUGCUCCUGCCACCAUAUUCAGUUAUUUAUUUAUCUGAAAUAUUUAUAUAUCAACCAGAUGUCUGGGAACCCAGGGCGGGUCAGAAACAAUGCAAGCAAUUUAAUAAAACAAAACUAUGAAAAAACGAAACUACUCUCUCCUCUGGUACACGAACAGACGAGGGUCAAAAGAUGGAAAGUAUCCUGGGUGUGCGUGUGUGUGAAUCUUUACUGCAACAAGCAACAAAGAAUCUGGAUUUACUUUCCUUGGGGGGGAAAAGAGCUUUUUGGAAGCUGCUGCUUCUGCCCUCUGAUUCUAGAAUGGAAUUAUGUAGUGGUGGGAUCCACAAAUUUUAGUAACAGGUUCCCAUGGUGGUGGGAUUCAAACUAACAUAGCGCCAAUGGGGCUGGGCGGGGCA
Sphaerodactylus townsendi is the source of this 5261-nucleotide messenger RNA. RefSeq names its product phosphatidylinositol glycan anchor biosynthesis class O (gene PIGO). NCBI's taxonomy places the organism in Eukaryota, Metazoa, Chordata, Lepidosauria, Squamata, Sphaerodactylidae. Gene Ontology annotation, biological process: GPI anchor biosynthetic process. Gene Ontology annotation, molecular function: mannose-ethanolamine phosphotransferase activity. The record is from RefSeq and is a predicted model, not a curated record. Bases 14 to 3217 code for a protein of 1067 amino acids. The transcript has 10 exons. Gene Ontology annotation, cellular component: endoplasmic reticulum membrane.